Molecule: messenger RNA, 1180 nt
Organism: Thamnophis elegans (Western terrestrial garter snake)
Lineage: Eukaryota; Metazoa; Chordata; Lepidosauria; Squamata; Natricidae
Product: butyrophilin subfamily 1 member A1-like
Exons: 4
Coding region: 18-803 (261 amino acids)
Molecular function (GO): protein binding
Source: RefSeq, a predicted model, not a curated record
GCAGAGAGUUAGUCAACAUGAAUCCUCAACCGCACCAUCUGACAAAACCAGGAGUUCACCCCACACUAAUAUCAACUCAGCCCAAAGAUGCUCCAUCUUACCUCUGGCCCAGGAAUGUUUUUUUGAUAUUGCUGAUAGCAAGCAUUGCUCUGAAGUGCACGGUGAUCGUUAUGGUGUUUUCAGGUUCGCAGGCUCCUAGUGAGGGGCUGAAGGCAAGGAGAGGGAUCCAAAGUUGUCUACAGAAAUGUAUUCCUUGUGGAUCAGCUGAAGGCCACAUAACAGCAAAUCUGACUCUGAAUCCCAGCACAGCUCAUCCCCAGCUCUACAUAUCCUCUGAUUUGAAAAGCGUGAGAUGGAGAGGCAUGAAUCAGCAAGUCCACGGCAGUCUUCUGAGAUACGACGUUAUGGCCAGCGUCCUAAGCCACGAGGGCUUUAAUUCUGGGAAGCUUUGCUGGGAGGUUGAGGUGGUGGAUGAAGGGGAGUGGUGGGGAGUGGGAAUUGUUAGGGAAUCUGCAAACAGAAAUGGGCUGAUUCUCCUCGAUCCUCGAGGGGGUUACUGGGGAGUGCAGCGAAUUAACGGGCAGCAUCAAUCAAUCACUCAGCCCAGGACAAAUUUGACAUUGUGCCACUCCCCAAGAAGGAUCCGAGUUUCUUUGGAUUAUUUAGAAGGACUUGUGGCAUUUUUUGAUGGCGAUACGAAUGCUGAAAUCUUCACUUUUCCAAAAGCCAAUUUUGCUGGAGAGAAGAUUCAUGCAUGGUUCUUGAUCUAUAAGUGGAACGGACAACUUCUUCUCCACCCAUGACACUAAGGGACAAAGACGAUCAUCCUGUUGGAAGAACUUCAGGCCACCUGCCUUAAUCUCUCUUCCACUUUUUCUGUUUCUCUCUAUCUUCCUGUGUGAUGUAGGAUCCUAGGAUAACAUUACAGGAUCCAGUCUGGGGUGCUUUGACCUUUUUUAAAAUCCUUCUGUUUUCCCCAGUCUCACCUACCAGAUUUUUAAAUUCUAAAUCAAAGAACCCUUAUGUUGCAGUAAUAAAUUGCAUUUCAAAUAAUACUUCUAAACUUAAAAAUUAGAAGGAAUAAAUCAUGUUUCAAUCUGUCUCCUAUAUUUGAGAAUGUGUGUGCUGGACAGGACUAGGACACAAAUAAUUAUCUUGACUUUGAGAGUUCACUUGCCAA